This is a messenger RNA of Vespa crabro (European hornet), 551 nucleotides long. RefSeq names its product 60S ribosomal protein L23 (gene RpL23). The record is from RefSeq and is a predicted model, not a curated record. Gene Ontology annotation, molecular function: large ribosomal subunit rRNA binding; structural constituent of ribosome. Bases 70 to 492 code for a protein of 140 amino acids. Gene Ontology annotation, cellular component: cytosolic large ribosomal subunit; ribosome. The transcript is spliced from 4 exons. Gene Ontology annotation, biological process: translation. Lineage: Eukaryota; Metazoa; Arthropoda; Insecta; Hymenoptera; Vespidae.
GAAGUGUUGAGAAUUGACGAGUCGUACUGCGCUUGAGAAUCGUUGUCUUUUCCUUUCAAACAAACCAAGAUGUCGAAGAGAGGACGUGGUGGUUCGGCUGGAGCUAAGUUUAGGAUAUCACUGGGUUUGCCAGUUGGUGCUGUCAUCAAUUGUGCUGACAAUACCGGUGCCAAAAAUCUCUAUGUCAUAGCAGUCCAAGGAAUCAAAGGUAGAUUGAAUCGUCUACCAGCUGCUGGAUCAGGAGAUAUGAUUGUUGCUACUGUGAAAAAAGGAAAACCUGAACUCAGGAAGAAGGUUAUGCCUGCAGUAGUCAUACGUCAGCGGAAACCAUUUAGAAGGAAGGACGGUGUAUUUAUAUAUUUUGAAGAUAACGCAGGAGUUAUUGUGAAUAAUAAAGGUGAAAUGAAAGGAUCGGCUAUUACGGGACCUGUUGCGAAAGAAUGUGCAGAUUUAUGGCCAAGAAUUGCAUCCAACGCUAGCAGUAUCGCGUAAAACAUCCUGUAUAAAUCUAUUAUCCUUAAUAAAAUAAAUUUGGGCAUUUGUCCUGAAAA